Molecule: messenger RNA, 2318 nt
Organism: Carya illinoinensis
Lineage: Eukaryota; Viridiplantae; Streptophyta; Magnoliopsida; Fagales; Juglandaceae
Product: protein JINGUBANG-like
Exons: 1
Coding region: 624-2102 (492 amino acids)
Molecular function (GO): protein binding
Source: RefSeq, a predicted model, not a curated record
CGUUCUAAUUCCCCGGUCUUCAAACGUACGUCCUGCAUGCAUGCAGUUUGGUCCGCAACUGCAUGCAAACAAACGUCCGGGCCUCUGUUUUGAGUCGUUUGACCUUGUUUGUCCCACAUGAUCCAAAGGCGCUGUGCUGGCCUUCUUCGGAUAACACCGUCGUGCCCCCAUCCCCCGGCAACGCAGAUUGAUCGAUCAUGUACUGUUAUAUCGUCCAUUUUAUAAUUAAAUAAUGUCAUUUUAUUAAAAGUAUUAAAAUAUUUUUGUUUAAACUUUGAUUUUACAUAAUUAUCGUUCAUUUAAUUUAUAAAAAGCUGUUAAAAAAAAAACAAAAAAAAAAAAGUUAUACUUCUAUUCUUACUUAAAACCUCAAACUUCUGUUGGGCGAACCGCCCAACAGAAAUCUCCCGUACGUCUCGAAGGUAUGCAAUUUAAUUCAGUUUUAUUAAUGUCUAGUUUUUCACUUUGUUCUUCCUAAUAUAUAUAUAUAUAUACAUACAUGCAUACGCCCGUAUUCAAGAAUCCAUAGCAUCUUCCUUUUUUCUUUUUCUUUUUUUUUGGUUCUUGUUCUUCUUGUACUUGUAGCGAGAAAUAUUACGUACUGUGAAAGAGAGAUUCAUAGAAUGAGAAGCACGUCAAGAGGGCACCAGAUAUUCUUCCAAGAGGGAAGCAAACGUGGGCGCAAAUUUGACAAGCUAAAGAACUCGGAUUUGGAUGAUCAUCAUAAGGAGGAGGCUGGUGAUCGCUGCAUCAAUAUUACUCGUCGGCUCAGUAGCAAUGCUUCGGUGUCGGAUUCGGAGAUUAAUCCAGCAGCGCCUAAGUGUGACGUGAGCAAUUCUCUAAUGGUGUUGGAAGACCGUUGUCCUUUCGAGCCUUCGACGUCGAAUUCUCCUUUCUCCAAGUCGCCAUGGUCAUGCCACAUGAGUCCUCGACCUCAUGAUCCUUCGUCGAGCGAUGCCUCCGGAAACGCACUCGUCGGCAUGCUGGUUCGCAAAGAAGGCCCUAUCUACUCGAUGGCAGCCACGGGGGACUUGCUGUAUACUGGGUCCGACAGCAAGAACAUUCGGGUUUGGAAGAAUCAGCAAGAGUUUUCUGCGUUCAAAGCGGACAGCGGCUUGGUUAAAGCAAUAGCCAUUGCCGGGCGGAGAGUCUUUACAGGUCAUAAAGACGGAGGGAUUCGAGUUUGGAAGGUGUCAAAGAAAAAUGAAAGCGUUUACAAGCGUGUAGGGACGCUACCCACCAUGGGAGAUUACAUCAAAAGCUCGAUGAAACCCAAGAAAUAUGCAGAAGUGAGGCAUCAUCAUAGCGGGAUGUGGAUCAAGCACUACGAUGCCGUCUCGUGCCUUAGCUUGAGCGAAGAUAGAUCUUUGCUUUAUUCAGCUUCCUGGGAUAAAACCUUUAAAGUCUGGCGAAUCUCAGACUCCAAGUGCUUGGAAUCUAUCACUGCUCAUGACGAUGAUGUGAAUUCCUUGGUUGCGGGUUUUGACGGCUUGGUAUUUACUGGCUCUGCUGAUGGUACUAUCAAGGUUUGGCGGAGAGAAAGGCAAGGCAAGGGAACGAAGCAUUUCUUUUCUCAAACAUUGUUGAAGCAAGAGUGUGCGGUGACAGCAUUGGCCAUUAACCCUAAAUCCACCAUUGUUUACAGUGGAUCAUCGGACGGGCUUGUUAACUACUGGGAGCGCGAAAGCUCUCUGUCUCACGGGGGCGUUUUGAAAAGCCAUAGAUUGGCAGUGUUAUGCUUAGCCACGGCUGGGGAGCUAGUGUUUAGCGGAUCUGCGGACAUGGUAAUAUGCGUGUGGAAGAGAACGUCGGCGGGAGAGCACACUUGCUUGUCGGUGUUGACGGGCCACACCGGGCCGAUCAAGUGCUUGGACGUGGAAAAGGAUAAGGAAUCCAAGUCAUCGGACGAGCAGCGGUGGAUUCUUUACAGUGGCAGUUUGGACGAAUCCGUGAGGGUGUGGAAGCUUUCGGAGCAAGCGCCAAACAACAUAGUAAAGUUCAAUCAACAGCACAACAGUACUACUACUACUACCGGCGCGGCGAUUUUGAGAUCAGCUUUAAGCUUCUCCACUCGUGGACGAUCGAGCUCAGUAAAACGUUAGACGGACGAGGAUUUUGUCUGUACGUACGUAUGUCAUUUGGAUCGAUGUCCCAUGCAUGCAUAUAUGCAGUCGUCGCAUUAUAAAUUCACUACAAAAAAAAAUAGUAUUUUACGGCCAAUUUAUAGUAACGAAAAGAUUAUUAGCAACCAAAUUUAAUUGCUAAUAAUUUUUUCGUUAUUAUAAAUUAGUCGCAAAAGGUCAUUUUUCUUGUAGUGA